AUGUUUCAGCAGAGACAAUGGUACUUUUCCCGACUGACCAAGUCUUAUCCCGUUCUGAAGCUGUUCGACGUGUACGAUCGCCAGUCGUUCAUCCGCCAGUACGUUCUGGAUAACAUCUUCGUUUGCAUAUUGAUGUACAUCCUGUUUUACGCCGCCCUGUGGUACGCCAACAAGGUCAUCAGGUGGAUCGAGAAGUCAAAUCGAGAAGUUCUCGCCUCGGUGGAGGAGAACAGAAGUAAACUGGACGACGUCAUCGCCCUGAAGAACAAACGCGCCGAGUACGAGGAAGUCGUGGUCAAAGCGAAAGGGGCGCAGAAAGUCACCGCCAGGCAUUUGGACAAUGAGAUAAAGAGGCUGAACACGGAAUUGGCUGCCACGGCGAACAAGAUGGCGGAGCUGGAGAAGGUCCUAGGAAAAUGCAAGUUCUGGGAGAACUCUCCCCGUGAACCGACAGGAAUCGUUAUCUCUCGCGAAUGCAAAUCUCUCGAGGGAGGAGAGGGUGCGUCGGACUUGUUCGCGGAUGUCAAGAUACUCGAACCGUCCUUUCCACCCCCGACGCCACCAGAGCCUCCACCGAGGAAGUACGGGAUCUUUGUCAGUAGACCACCUGGGCAUCGUCCAACCCCUUCUACACCUGCAACCGGCUAUUCAGCUCUAUCCCCGAAAAUCGGAUUCAAGUAAUCGAGCCUCUGCCGAGAACUCUUCGACCGAAACCUCGUACCGAGUUCCUAGCAGAGUGAUAUCCAGGUACAACUGCCAGUACGAGGGCGACAGGAAGAGGAGCUACUUGAGGAAGUGGAGGUCGCCAUCGAGGAGACCAUCCUUCGGUAACAUUAAGAAAUUCCCAAUCGAAC
Molecule: messenger RNA, 854 nt
Organism: Orussus abietinus
Lineage: Eukaryota; Metazoa; Arthropoda; Insecta; Hymenoptera; Orussidae
Exons: 9
Coding region: 1-681 (226 amino acids)
Source: RefSeq, a predicted model, not a curated record